Ficedula albicollis (Collared flycatcher) is the source of this 1322-nucleotide messenger RNA. RefSeq names its product serine/threonine-protein kinase WNK4-like. The record is from RefSeq and is a predicted model, not a curated record. The transcript has 3 exons. Lineage: Eukaryota; Metazoa; Chordata; Aves; Passeriformes; Muscicapidae. Bases 419 to 1276 code for a protein of 285 amino acids.
AGUGCUAAAAAUCCUGCAACCUAUUUCUUUACAAGUACAACUCCACUUCAUUCAUGGCUUUUAAUGCAGCAAGCUGUUUUACAGCUGCAGGGGAUGUUUUAGGACAAGAAGCCAGAGCCCUUUGUGCCUUCACCAUCCAGAGCUCUGGAGCUCUGUGCUGACAGGAGGGACCAGGGUUUUGUCACUCAGCCUGGGAGCAGUGCUAGCACAAGGUGUGAGAGGAUUUGGAUCACUCAGGAGUUAUCCCAGGACAAGCAGCUUUUGCUCAGCUCCCUUCCAAAUUAAGGGAGUAAUCAAAAUGUCCCCAAAUUCCCCAUUUGCAUGGAUGUGUGGGCACUUUUAUGGUGUCACCAGUGCUCAGGUGUCCCUUUGGGGGGUGGCUGGGUGUGUGGCCGUGGGACAGAGGGGACUGUGACACAUGUGGGCAGCAGCUGUGACCCCUUUGGUGUGCCCAGACCACAGAGCAGCAUCCUUGGGGACAGCCACUCCUCCAUUAGGGACAGUGCCACCUCCAGCCAGGCUGGGCAAUCCUGGCACCUUCUGCUCCUCAGAUCCCUCCCAUUCUGUCCGUGCCCAGCAUGCCAGCAGAGAUGAAGCCUCCCUCUGGUGCCACACCAGCCAGGCCUCUCUCCUUUGUGACACCAGCCCAGAAUUCCGCAUGACAACGGAAUGUCCCCAGGCCAGCGCACAGCCCCUGCCAGAAUCCCCAAAGCCAGGGUGGAUACCAUCCAGCUCCUCGUGGAAGUGUUCUGGAGACAUUCAUCUCCUGUCAGGACCAAACAGAGAAGUAUCACCGGGAUUUCGAGCAGCACCGAUGUCGGCACCAGCGUUCCCGUGCCCAGCGCGCAGCCUGUCCCUGCCGGAAUGCACGCCCUACCACACCUCCAGGGACAUCCGCUACAUCUUCCUGGAGAGCUGCAGGAACAUCCCUGCGUCCCAGCACCCCCUGGACGGGGCGGGAGCCAGCAGCGUCCCCCCCGGCCCCGCGCCCUGCCACCCUACAGCCCAGCACUACCUCAGCACAGAUGAAGACUGCGAUUCCUCUCUUCCUCAGCAGCUCCUCGCCUUCUCCACGCGCCUGCGGGCGGAGGCCAUGGAUGUGAGAGGCUCCCCCGACGGCAAGAAGAGGCUGCCGGUGUUCCGCCGGCUCUGCGGGGAGGCCGUGGAGGAGCUGAAGAAGUUUCCUGAUGCCCAAGCGGCGCCGGGCAGCGCCAAAGGCUGGAGGAUCCCGCUGGCCGGCGGCCGCGCGCCCGGCCUGCAGCAAGGCAUGAACUGACUCUGAGAUAAUGUCUGCGAAAAAUAUAAUAUUGAUGGUGUCCUUC